AUACCCAAUUAAUUCUUCUAUAGUUUUAGCUUAUUUUACUCUUUGGACAUGAACCAUGUCUGAUUGGCCACAGUUCUACGAUCAAAGUCUUUCUAGUCAGCAAAUAUCGAAUGGCGUUCGUGUUCUCACAUCGGAAUCUGUGUUCGGCAGCCAAGGUUCCGAUACUUCCGGCUUCGUUAACACUCCUGCGAUCACCACGACCACCGGUCCGGCGAACUCGUUAGGCUCGGGACUAGGUGGUGGAUCGAGUGGUGGCCAUUUGAGUCCCGAAGGCGGCGUCGGGAAGCCAGCUAGAAGACGACCAAGAGCUUCAAGGCGAACCCCCACUACCUUGCUCAACACGGAUACCACGAAUUUCCGAGCCAUGGUGCAACAAUUCACCGGUGGUCCGAGUGCUCCUUUCGCAGCAGGAGGUUCUCACCCCAGUGGGGCGAAUUUCGGGUUCGGGACCCGCCAACCCCAUGUUAACCCUAAUAAUAACCCCCUCAUGCUUCCUCCCGCUGGUUUUCAACUGCAAUAUCAACAGCAGCAGCACCACUACCUCCAAAACCAGCCCUUGGUUUUCCCAUUGAAUGGAAACGAUGAUAAUAAUCCGGGGAGGGGGGAGGUUCUACUUCAAAGACUGGGCGGCGGAGGUGGCAAUCAAAGGACAACCGUGGAAGGUGGUGGUGGAGUGUCGCAAGGGUUAGUUGGGGAGGGCGUUUCCAGACGGGUUCCUGCUUCUAGAACAUCAACCUCAUCCAAUGAGAGUAGGCUCAUGUUUUGAGAGGGACGUAAAGCAGAAUGUUAGGUACAACUUAAACAUUGACCAAUGU
Molecule: messenger RNA, 815 nt
Organism: Hibiscus syriacus
Lineage: Eukaryota; Viridiplantae; Streptophyta; Magnoliopsida; Malvales; Malvaceae
Product: VQ motif-containing protein 22-like
Exons: 1
Coding region: 56-766 (236 amino acids)
Source: RefSeq, a predicted model, not a curated record